This is a messenger RNA of Pisolithus orientalis, 2781 nucleotides long. RefSeq lists its product as uncharacterized. Gene Ontology annotation, biological process: protein polyubiquitination. The transcript has 2 exons. Gene Ontology annotation, molecular function: metal ion binding; ubiquitin protein ligase activity. Lineage: Eukaryota; Fungi; Basidiomycota; Agaricomycetes; Boletales; Pisolithaceae. The record is from RefSeq and is a predicted model, not a curated record. The coding region runs from base 99 to 2432 and encodes 777 amino acids.
CCUUGCCUGCCCAAGCAAAAAGCCCUGACUGAGACCCAAAGCAUUUCGACUCACCCGACCUCGUGUCCUCUGCUCCCAACGACAUCCGAGUCUCAGCCAUGCCAGUGACAGAAAAACAGAGCACAGCUGAAAGAAUGUCAGACCACGAUAAGGAUGCCGAUCCCGACAGAGAAAAGUCGGGCAAAUCAAAGUCCUCUUCCUCUUCAAAACAGAAAGAUUUAUCCCAUGUUCCUUGCAAAUUCUUCAAAGUUGGCGCUUGCACAGCGGGUUCCUCUUGCCCCUUCUCCCAUGUUGUUCCGGAACCUGGUCAAACCAAGGACGUCUGUGCGUGGUUUAUCAAGGGAAAUUGUAAAUUCGGGCACAAAUGCGCACUCGCACAUGUACUUCCGGGUCAGAGUAUGUCUAUGGACAGGAAAAAUAAGAAGGCUGCCCAGUUAGCCGCGAACGGCGGCGUGAAUGCUGGCGCAAGUGGUGGGGGAGGUAAAGGCUCGAAAAAGAAGGACGGUCCGAGUGGACAGCCAGUUGAUGGUGGUUCGGGUAAGGGGACGCCUGUUCAUGGACGUCCAGGCCUUCUCUCUGGAUCGACUGCACCGACACGUGCUACCUCGUCUCGCCCACCGAUCUCCAUGCCCCUGAAAGCCACCAUUUCUCCCUCUGCACCGGCACCACCGCUCAAAGACACAGACUUUGCGGCGUUUGUGCUUCAGGACGACGAUGACACAACCACAGCUAACGGGCCCGCUGACACUUCCGAUGCUGUGGACUUCGCCGAGUCUACUAAAGGGCAAGCUGACAACGAGGAUGAAUCCGGACCUUCCUCCGCAAAUCCUUCUGUACCGUCCGACUCCCCUACAGAUGCCAGGAAUCCCUCUCCGCCAACACUUCCUGUCAGUGUGCCCAGUGCCCCCCGUAGACCCAUUCUCUCUGCGGAAGCCUCGGACCUUGGUCCAAUAGGAUCUCCUCCACGAGGUUCAUUGCUCGCUCAUUCACCUUUGUCGAAAGACCCUGUGCCAUCCACCUUCCAUGCUCAGACAUCUUUGCUCACUGAGACAAGGAAUCGCCUUGGGUCCGGACAAGGAGGUAUAGCGUCGUCGCUUGGUUCCACCCACCCGCCCGCAUGGAAAACGGAGCUUGGCCCAGUUCCUUCCCAGGUAUUGACUGCCAAGACAACAAUGGAUGUUACUGUGGGUCUGAAGAUCACACGGGCGGAGAAGGACCGCGACCGAGACGGCACUAGUUCUGAGGAGGAUUUGGAGGAGUUUCUACCAUCCUCCCUUACUGACCUACUCACACCUUCUGAGCGCUCCCGCCGCAUGUCUCGCACUCACUCCAAUUCUUCCCGUCCAACAAACCUGGGCGACAUGUCGUCACCCCUUCACCCCCAGCAUAACUCCCAAAAUCAGAGUCACCAGCCGCACCACCGCUACUCUCGCUCUGUACCAGCACCUUCGCUUCUUGGCGACGUCAAGUCGAUUUGGGCGGACCGUGCAGCCCCAAAUAAUGGGUUGCCUGGAUCUCCUGACACGCAUGCUUUCGGUGUGGGCACGAUCGGCUCGGGUACACCGAGCUCUCUCAAGUCAAACGGCUUUGGAGCACCAGGUUCCGGUUUAGGCGGACCAAGUGCGACAACCGGGUCUCCGUUUGGGGCAUCCCCCUUUUCGGAUGAUCUCCACUCGCCAUCACCAUCCUUGCUUGCGCCUUCUAAUGCAUCCGCUGCAUUCCUUCCAGGUCUUCACCACUACUACUCUAAGAUGAACGCGGCUAAUGCACGCGUGCCUUCAAAUACGAACGGACUGGGAGUUGGUGGAGGUUUGGGUGGAUUAAGUGGACUGAGCCGGUCUCCCCUCUCGAACACUCCUCUGCACACACCUGCUAUCGAUGAAGGGCGAGCGGGCACCGGUGCUGGUGCCGGUCUUGGAGAGUCAUUAUCUCCAUCUAUCCGAGCUCUCCAGGCUCACGCACCAGGGCAGAGUCUUCCUCAGGGUCUCGCAGCGGGUUACUCCCGUAUCCACGCGCUCCCAGUUGCAGUGUCCCCCGGGUCCCUUGGAACGUCCGCCGGUGGUGUUGCGCUCAGCCCUGGUCAGGGACAAAUACCUUUCGGGACCAACGCAGGUUCAAGCACGGGAUUGGGUGUGGGACAAGACUGGCUCUCCAACCACUCUCACGUUCUGACAGAAACCUUUUCGCACCUCUCCCUUUCGUCUCGCCAGGAAACAACAUCCACCCCAUCUCCUGGUCCUGUCCCAUUGCCGUCCUCCAUGGCAGGACUUGACUCUAUGUUCUCCCGUCUCCCGACAGCACACUCGCCUCGUCGUACGUCGCCACAGUCGGCGACGAACAAUGAUAGGCACUGGCACAAGCACGGGGCAUUCAGCCCAUUAGGUCAACCAGUAACAACCGCGGAUGAUGACGACCUCUUCAAUAUGGAGUAGGAACCCACGCGGAAAAUAAAUCAAUGACUGGCACACACAAGUGCCUUAAAACUUGGAAGUAAAGAACGAUGCUACGAAUGUACGUAUUUACCGGUUACCGGCAAUAAUUCCGACGAGUCGGUCGGAUACCUAUCAGCCAUCUAUGGUUUUGGCUACUGUAACGUAUCCUUACGAUCCAAAAUGUGUUGCCUUUCUUUCACGGUGGUGGUGUUGAUAUUUAUACCAUUCGUUGUGUUCUCACUUGUAUGAUCUAAUCUUAAGUAUUGAAUACCUUCUGCCGCCUCCCGAGUGAAAAGGAUUUAUGCAGUAGCCGUAUCAUUGCACACGGUAAUAUAAUACACAAAUAAAA